AUGUUCGCCGUGGUCACCAAGUCACAGCUGGACAGAGAGCAACAAUCAACAUAUGAUAUAACAAUAAUUGCAAAGGACGCUGAUUUUGGAACUCCAUUACUAAGCAACAAUGUCACAGUCAACGUCUUCAUCCUGGAUCAGAACGACAACGCUCCAGUCAUCCUGUAUCCACUCAGCUCCAACGGUUCUGCUCAAGUGGGUUUUUGCGGAGCUUUUGCACAGAUCAGAUAUUCCAUAUCCGAGGAGGUUCAAGAUGGAACCAUCGUGGGAAAUAUAGCUAAGGAUUUGGGGCUUGAUAAGAGUGCACUCAAAGGCAGAGGAUACCGCAUUGUAACAGGCUCAACGGAAUCACUGUUCCAGGUGAAUCAAAACGAUGGCAUCCUGUAUGUGAAAAGAAGGAUAGACAGGGAAGAGGUGUGCGAACGAAGCAGUGCAUGCACCAUCAACCUAAAAACCGUGCUAGAAAACCCACUAGAGAUUCACUAUGUGGCAGUGGAAAUACUAGACAUAAAUGAUCAUUCUCCCGUUUUUCCAGAGAAAGAGAAAAGGCUUGAAAUUUCCGAGUCGGCUCUACCAGGAGCGAGAUUUCAGCUACAGGCCGCGCGUGACCCCGAUGUGGGCCAAUUCGCAAUUCAGCAAUAUAAACUAAGUCAUAAUGAAUAUUUUAGAGUAGAAGUAAAGGACCGUGGCAAAGACCAGAAAAUACCAUUCUUAGUUCUGCAGAAGCAGUUAGACAGAGAAACAAACGAGAAGCACAAGUUACGUUUAACAGCCGUUGAUGGAGGGAAACCGGCGAAAUCAGGCGAUAUAGAAAUCACUGUGGAUGUACUUGAUAUUAAUGACAAUUCCCCAGUGUUCACCAAAGAGCUGUAUUCUGCUACACUUAAAGAAAACAUCCCCACUGGCACUGUCGUCAUUCAAGUGAAUGCAACAGAUUUGGACCAGGGAGCAAACGGUGAAAUAAUAUAUUCAUUCGGUAACGAAGUCGAUCCAAAAAUAAUGGAGAUUUUUAGUAUAGAUGCAAACACUGGCGAAAUUCAUGUAACGGGUAAGUUAGAUUUCGAGAAAAGUACAAGUUAUGAAAUUGAUAUUCAGGCAUCUGAUAAGGCACAGGUUCCAUUAAAAACUGGCAAGAGUGUCGUGAUAACCGUUGCUGACGUGAAUGACAAUGCACCUGAGAUAGAAGUGACAUCAUUUUCUAGUUCUAUCAAGGAAGAUUCAAAGAUAGGAACUACAGUGGCCCUCAUUAGUGUCACCGAUUUAGACUCUGGAAUCAAUGGUAAGGUCAUUUGCGCAAUCAAACAAGGAGUCCCGUUUACGUUAUCUCCAUCAUUACAGGAAAAUAUGUACGCUAUAGUUACCAUCUCCCAGUUAGACAGAGAAAUUACUUCUCAAUAUGAUGUCACGAUUAUUGCAAAGGACUCAGGUGAACCUCCCCAUUUAACUGAAAAGACUAUAAGCGUGGUUAUAUCAGAUGUAAACGACAACAGUCCAGAGUUUUCAACAAGUCCUUACACGUUUUAUAUCACAGAGAAUAACAGUCCAGGAGCCUCCGUAUUUGCGGUGAAAGCCUCUGAUCGUGAUGAAAAUGACUGUGCACGCGUUUCCUAUCAUAUCAUCAGAGACGGAAGUGAAGAUAAUAAAAUCAGUUCAUUUCUAAAUAUAAACUCGGAUAAUGGGGAGAUUUUAGCGCUGAAAAGUUUUGACUUUGAAACGCUGAAAACUUUCCAGUUCCAAGUUGUUGCCUCAGAUUCUGGAACUCCGUCACUAAGCAACAACGUCACAGUCAACGUCUUCAUCCUGGAUCAGAACGACAACGCUCCAGUCAUCCUGUAUCCACUCAGCUCCAACGGUUCUGCUCAAGGUGUGGAGGAGAUUCCCCGAAACGUCAACGCAGGACACUUGGACAGAUCAGAACACUUCGUUCAUUCACAGAGACAGACGAGGCUGAGCAUAAACUGCUCAUACUGGUCAAAGACAACGGCAACGUUUCUCUCUCAGCAACAGCUACUGUGA
Molecule: messenger RNA, 2016 nt
Organism: Pundamilia nyererei
Lineage: Eukaryota; Metazoa; Chordata; Actinopteri; Cichliformes; Cichlidae
Product: protocadherin-10-like
Exons: 5
Coding region: 1-2016 (671 amino acids)
Biological process (GO): homophilic cell-cell adhesion
Cellular component (GO): plasma membrane
Molecular function (GO): calcium ion binding
Source: RefSeq, a predicted model, not a curated record